Messenger RNA from Athene cunicularia (burrowing owl), 1592 nucleotides. It is a transcript of the gene CHP1, whose product is annotated as calcineurin like EF-hand protein 1. Gene Ontology annotation, molecular function: calcium ion binding. The record is from RefSeq and is a predicted model, not a curated record. The coding region runs from base 28 to 582 and encodes 184 amino acids. The transcript is spliced from 7 exons. Lineage: Eukaryota; Metazoa; Chordata; Aves; Strigiformes; Strigidae.
AGUGGGGAGCUGUUUUGCUGAUCGAGGAUGCUGAUUAAACUCAGACACCAGAGUGAAAAGAUCUCCCACAGUCAAAUCACCCGCUUGUACAGUCGCUUCACCAGCCUAGACAAAGGAGAAAAUGGCACUCUUAGCCGUGAAGACUUCCAGCGGAUUCCAGAGCUUGCCAUCAAUCCACUGGGAGACAGAAUUAUCAAUGCCUUCUUUCCAGAGGGAGAGGACCAGGUGAAUUUCCGUGGAUUCAUGAGGACACUAGCCCACUUCCGACCCAUAGAAGAUAAUGAAAAGAGCAAAGACCAGAAUGGACCAGAACCACUCAACAGCAGAAGUAACAAGCUCCAUUUUGCUUUUCGGUUAUAUGAUCUAGAUAAAGAUGACAAGAUUUCCAGGGAUGAGCUUCUUCAGGUAUUACGGAUGAUGGUUGGUGUCAACAUUUCAGAUGAGCAGCUGGGCAGCAUUGCUGACAGGACAAUCCAGGAAGCUGAUCAAGAUGGAGAUAGUGCCAUCUCCUUUGCAGAGUUUGUGAAGGUUUUGGAGAAAGUGGAUGUAGAGCAGAAAAUGAGCAUUCGAUUUCUUCACUGAUGGAUGGAGAACCUAUUCCUUUCUACCCCUACUAUAUAAUGAAUAGAACUUCAUUUUCUCCUUAGCACCUUCCCCCAGAGCAUUGCUGCUGGUGCAUAUACAUCUCCAACCUCUCCCUGAUUUAUUCUACCAAUGUGAACAUUCCCUGUGCAUCAGGAACAAAGGGAAAUGGCUGCCAUGCAACUUGGAAAGGAGCAUUUUAAAUUUUUUUUAAAUCUUUCCCCUCAGUUGUUUUUUGUUUUUUUGGUUUUUUUACCCUAUCCCUUGUCUCCUUCCUGCACUGCUGUUUCAGCAAAAAUGUCUCUCCUUAUAUACUGCCGUUUAAUCUACAAACUGAUUCUUCUGAGCUCUGAAUCUGAGGAUGGAAAAACUGGAACAUGCCACAGAAGCGCCCUCUGAAAACACUUUGGAGACAAGCACCUACUCAAAUACUAGGUGCGGUGAUAAUGAUUCACUUCUGCUUCCAGUAGCAACAUCACAUUACAGCUGCUUUCCCCCCCCCCCUUUCCCAUUUGGCUCUUUACAUGCAGAUUUGUUUCACUGCUGCUUCCAAAUCUGCCUUUUACUUGAGGACUUCUCAAUUUCUAUGGCUUCAUUGUACAACUAGCACUGAAUGCAUGAUGAUAGCCUAGAGUACUUUGAAGUACUGUGAAUAGAUUUUAUUCUUUUGGGAUGAAUUCACAGGGACAAUAGGAGAAUCUGUGGUGGAGACAGGCUGUGGUGUCCUCAAAAGGAAUAGGAAUUCUGCACUAAGUCACUUAAAUUGUUCCACUAACAGAUGCAGAAACUUUCCUUUGACUAGUUUGCAGGCUUGACAGCUAGUGGACCAUGAAGUGCCCUCUCCAGCUUGCUUUGCUCUAGGAUCCCUCCUCUCAUCAGGGUGGUUUUGCCUCUGAAAGUAUAAACUUCUUUACGAGUGUACAUAAUGCAAGGAAACUAAUCAUGCCAAAAAUCUGAACUUAUAGUUCUGUUACUGCCCCCUGGUAAUAGUGUCAUAACACUAAGUACUG